Messenger RNA from Prunus avium (sweet cherry), 1730 nucleotides. RefSeq names its product putative protein phosphatase 2C 10. NCBI's taxonomy places the organism in Eukaryota, Viridiplantae, Streptophyta, Magnoliopsida, Rosales, Rosaceae. The record is from RefSeq and is a predicted model, not a curated record. Gene Ontology annotation, biological process: protein dephosphorylation. Gene Ontology annotation, molecular function: protein serine/threonine phosphatase activity.
AAUGAAGAAGAGUAGGGCCAGCAAAAAGUCAACAGCCAAGAAGUCUCUGUUUUAUGGCACCCUUUUCCAGUUUCCUUUAGGACCUUUACAAUAAAAUAAAAAAAUUAAUAAAAAAUAAUUUAAUUGUUCAUUCCCAGACUCCCACGAUAGCGGUUAUAAAUCAUCACACAGUUCCUAAGCUCGCAUAAAACUUUAAUUUUUCCAGUUUUAUUUAAUUUUCCCUUUUUAAAGAAAAAGGUUUCAAAUGUUCUCUCUUUUAUUUCUUUAUUACUCGUCAUCAUUACCAUUCUGUUUUUAUUCAAUUGCUUGUGCGAAGUCAUCAGAAGAAGAAGAAGAAAGGGGCACCGCCAAAUAAACAAAAGCCAAGCCAUUUUCUAGCUUUCAUUGGAUGUUUGAGAAUUUAGGCAACAAGUUUUGAUCUUGGAAGGUGGGUUUGGUUUGGAAUUUGGAUUGGAGGUGAUUACAAGAGGUGGAUGCUGAAGAUUUAGCUCCAGUACUUCCUAUUUUAUGGAUAGGUUAUGCUGUUUUAGCGGUUCCUACGCUCAGUUUGGGGGACGUUCAUCAUCUGGGUCUGGUAAGGGAAGAAGCCACGAUGGGUUAGUAAAGUAUGGUUUCAGCCUGGUAAAAGGAAAAGCUAAUCAUCCAAUGGAGGAUUAUCAUGUUGCUAAGUUUGUUCGGAGCCAAGGACAUCAGUUAGGAUUGUUUGCUAUAUAUGAUGGCCAUUUGGGAGACACUGUGCCUGCAUAUCUACAGAAGCAUUUGUUUUCAAAUAUCCUUAAGGAGGAAGAGUUUUGGGUCGACCCUAACAGAUCUAUCUUAAAAGCCUAUGAGCGGACGGACCAGGCAAUUCUCUCUCAUAGUUCUGACUUGGGGCGUGGUGGGUCCACUGCUGUAACUGCAAUAUUGUUUAACAGUCAGCGAUUAUGGGUGGCAAAUGUUGGAGAUUCACGGGCAGUUCUUUCAAAGGGGGGUCAGGCAGUACAGAUGUCUACAGACCAUGAGCCCAAUACCGAACGAGGCAGCAUUGAAAACAAAGGUGGCUUUGUCUCAAACAUGCCAGGAGACGUUCCUAGAGUCAAUGGGCAGCUGGCUGUUUCUCGUGCUUUUGGAGACAAAAGCCUCAAGUCACAUUUGCGAUCAGAUCCCGACGUACAAGAUACCUUCGUAGACAAUACUACUGAUGUUCUAAUCCUUGCCAGUGAUGGUCUUUGGAAGGUCAUGGGUAAUCAAGAGGCAGUUGAUAUUGCAAGAAAGAUUAGAGACCCUCUGAAGGCAGCUAAGCAACUAACAGCUGAAGCACUGAAAAGAGAUAGUAAAGAUGAUAUUUCUUGCGUUGUUGUUAGAUUUAGGGGAUGAUACCAGUAAAACCAUAUUGCUUUCCGGUGCAGUAUAUAGCAAUAAUCCAAGUUUCGUCGCACGCAAGGCUGAUUUAUGAAUGGAUUACACAACAACAACAAAUACAUACCUGGUUGGGGUAAACCUUGAAUGAGUUAUGCAGCAUGGAAAUUGGCCAAAGAAAAAGAAGGGAGAAAUAGUGGAAUGCUUCUCACUGUAAAUUUAUGCUCUUAUUUAUGUCCUGGUGUUUGAUAUUGUUUGAAUUCUUUGAGAAGGUGAUUUAGUUUGAUGUAUAUGUGGCCAUUUACUUUACUCAAAUGACCAAGCGGCUAUGUAGAUGACAUGCUUCUGUUUGUGAUUGGAGGAAUGCAUUUUGUUUUGGACCAGGUUUUUCC